AUGAACGCUCAGCCAAGCACUGUGCAGCGCACGCUGCAACGUGACUUCAGAGUCACGUUUGAGGACCUGAUUGGUGUUGUGGAGUCGGGGAGCAUCUCCUCGGAUCAGCUUGCAGAGUUCUCACAGCGGUUCCAGCAGUCUCUCCGCGAUGCCACAGCACUCACCACCAGUCCAAACGCAAACGUCUCCGAACAGGAGGCACAGCGCAUCGCUGCCAUGUACAGAUGUUGGCACUUGUGUGACAUCUUCUUCACAAGGGGUGACAGCAUCUCGAAGAUGGGCGGCUUUGUGCUUGGGGAACUGCUCAAGUGGAGCGCAGAACACUUUGCAGAGGCGGACCGUCACCGCCUUGAUCUCGUUCGCUGCAAGUCCAACUUUGACGAACACCCUUCAUUCUGGCCAGCGGUGGUGCACCUUGUGUGCCAGGGCCGCAUGAAGGAGGCGAGCCAGCUGCUGCAGCUCCACUCGCGCUACCCGCGUGACGAGAUGGUCACCAACGCGGUCCGCACCGUCGAGGAACUCACCCGUCGUAUGCCCGUCUACCACCCAGGCACCUCACGCACAGAGUUUAUGGGCAAGUGGCAGACAUGGCACAAGCACGUGCUCGACAGAACAGCUGACAUAACUGACCCGCACCUCGCCCUCAUCGCACGGCUGUUCAAAGGAGACGACGACGCCUUCCAGACACUCAUUGACAAGUAUCGGAUGCACUGGAUGGAGGUGCUGAUUGCACGCAUCCUCUUCACCGCUCCAACGAUUGUCCUCGUCGACAUGCACGCACACCUCCAGGCUGCAGCGGAGCGGUGCGCGUGGGUGGACGAGUAUGAUCUCCUCAGCGUCGUCAUCAGUGGUGAUGCGCACACCGUUCUCGAGCAAGCCAGAGAUGAGUUUGGGACGUGCAUGUUCUCGGUGCACCUACUGAUCUUCCUGAGCCAGACAAACUGGCUUGCAGACGGCGCAGAGCAGGACGCAGAGUAUUAUCUGCUGGAGUACGGGCAGGAGUUUAUUGAUCAGCACAACUGGACCGGCGCAGGCUCGUAUCUCUCAAGCAGGUGCGGGGAGGAAGGGUUGCGGCGACUCGAGAAGAAGCUGCUCUCCGUCACGAUGAGGACAGAGAAGUGCGCAACACAGGUGUGGCGCUGCUGCUUGCAGUAUCACCUCAACGCCGCAGCUGCGCAGGUGUGCCGUGUCUUUGGGCAGAAGCUGCAGCGGGAAGGAAAGCCCGUCAGCGCCAUCACCUGGUUCAUUCGCGGCGGCGCAACAGAUGAACUCACGAGGUCGCUGGCUGACGAUGUGCUGCUGCGAUAUGCGCGCACACACGACGCGGCGGAGCUGGCGGUGGCGCAGCAGUUUACACAGGCCGCCGGCAGGUGUCAGCGGCUCCAAUUUGCAGCCAAGUACAAGGACAUCUGCGAUCAUGUGCAAAGCGGAAAUUUCGCGCACGCGUCGGGCGCCGUCAUUGAAAUCCUCACGGAGACCACGCUCGCCCCAAAGUGGUUCUGGGUGCAUGUGUUGAUUGACAUGCUGCCGCUCCUCGAACACGACGACGUCCUCUUCUCCUCCUUUGACACGCGGUCGCUGAUUCAGUGCCUGGAGGAAGUGGAGCUGUCACACUGCCGCGAUGAAUACAUGCAGACAAUCGCACACAAGUACAUGAAGCGUUCUCGUGCUCGCAAUGCUGAGGAUGAGGUUGAGAAGAUCAGAAUGGCGCUGGCACGAAACUUGGCAAGAUCACUCCUCGUUCAGGCACCAGCAUGA
Salpingoeca rosetta is the source of this 1758-nucleotide messenger RNA. RefSeq lists its product as uncharacterized. Gene Ontology annotation, molecular function: structural constituent of nuclear pore. The record is from RefSeq and is a predicted model, not a curated record. The transcript is spliced from 19 exons. Gene Ontology annotation, biological process: protein import into nucleus; mRNA export from nucleus; positive regulation of DNA-templated transcription. Bases 1 to 1758 code for a protein of 585 amino acids. NCBI's taxonomy places the organism in Eukaryota, Choanoflagellata, Craspedida, Salpingoecidae. Gene Ontology annotation, cellular component: nuclear pore outer ring.